ACUCGGUCAGGAGCUGGGCACAUGGAUUUCUAGCGGGGACUCGUCUGAUGCGCGCGCUUGAGGCAGUUUUUCAACCCGCUGUCUAGCUAUUGGGAAUUUAGGAUUUUCAACCCGCUGUCUAUCGGGUUGAAUAUCUUGAAGUGCAAAUGACGGGAUGGUGAAUUAAAAGAGAAUUGGACUAAGUGGGUUUAUCCCGAAUGUUGUUAGCCCAUCUGAUGAUUAGACCAAGUGAUAAUAGACCAUCCAUCAGUAAACCGACGGGAUUGCAUCGGGAUUGCGUCGUGUUUUGACAAAAAAGUGCCUAGAGUUGAGGCGCAAACUACAUGAACAAAUAGAGAUCAAAUCUGAAAAAAUCUCGUGUUUUACAGUUGUGCGAGAGUUGGAGAUUGUGUUCUGGAGAAAGGAAGUGAUUUUCAUGCGUUCUGACUUUGAAGCAAGCUUCAUCCGUCUUCUGGAUAAGAUUACUAAUGGAUCGUAUAUUGAAGUUAACCAGACAGGAACCCAAGUGCGCUACCAGCCUGGUCUUCUUGUAGGAGGUAGCAUAGAACAUGAUUGCAACAUUCAGAGGGCUCUAGGAUAUUACAUGGAAGCCUUGAUCUGUCUCGCUCCGUUCGGUAAGAAGCCGGUCAAGGCUGUCUUGAGGGGUGUGACCAAUGACCAGAUUGACCCUUCGGUCGAUGUGAUCAAGGCAGUGACAUUCCCUGUCCUCAGGAAAUUUGGAAUCGAUGAAGGAUUAGAACUAAAGGUGAACAGGAGAGGGGCGCCCCCUAAUGGUGGGGGAGAGAUACUGUUCCGAUGUCCCGUCAUACGUAACCUUCGACCUCUGCAACUCACCAAGCCGGGCAAGAUCAAGAGAAUUAGAGGUGUAGCAUACGCCAUGAGAGUGUCUCCGGCCACACCCAACAGGAUAGUGGAUGCAGCUAGGAGUAUCCUCAAUCAGUUCUUACCGGAUAUCUACAUAUACACGGACCAUAUGAAGGGACCGCAGUCUGGAAAAUCUCCUGGUUUUGGGUUAUCAUUGGUCGCGGAGACGACGGAGGGAAACUUUAUCUCUGCCGAAACAGCAUCUAACAAAGCUGGUGAAGAGGCCAGCAUUCCUGAAGAUCUUGGAAAACAGACUGCUAUGUUACUCAUGGAGGAGAUAUACCGGGGUGGGUGUGUAGACUCACGGCACCAGUCACUUGCAUUGUUAUUAAUGACUCUGGGUCAAGGAGACGUUUCCAAGAUUGUCACAGGCCCUCUGUCACCUUACACGAUACAGUUCCUGAGGCAUCUCAAGGAUUUCUUCCAGGUCAUGUUCAAAAUGGAGGUGUUGCCCAGUGACGUGGACGAAGACGGGUCCAGGAGGUCGGGAGGAGACAAGGUGCUUCUCACUUGCAUCGGAGCAGGUUUCACAAACCUUAGUAAAACUAUAAUGUGAUUACGAAGAGGAUGAACUAGAUGAUGAUGUGGCCGAUGAUGGGAACUGGUGCUCGAACUAGUUUGAAGGCAAAAGCAGAGAUAAGAUGUGUUAUAUCUAGUAGAGAUUUCCAAGACCUCACAGUAGGUGCUUCAAGGCCAAGACAAGAACCAUAUUGGUCUUAUCGAGGGCUGCUGUCUGAAGUUCUAGACCCAAAGAGAGCAUUCAAAUUAAAAACAAGGUCUGUUAUAUCUAGUAGAGAGUUCCAAGACCUCAAAGUCAGUGCUUCAAGGCCAAGCCAAAUCCAUAGCGGUCUUAUUGACAGCUGAUAUCUGAAGUUCCACAACCCUAGAGGAAAGAUCAGAUCUAUAAUGUAGUAGAGGGUUCCAAGACCUCUAAAUAAAGUACCUCAAAGUCAAGACAAAUUCCACAGUUGUCUUGUUGAAAGCUGAUAUCUGGAGUUCCAAGAACUCAAGGAGAGUGCUUUAAGGCCAUGAUUUGAGCUGUAGUUGUCUUGUAGAGAACUACCGCCUGCAGAGGUUACAUGUAUGUCGGAAUUUCCUUAUAGGUUCACUUCUUGAACACGGGGUAAUUCGAGGUCUGGGCUUAACGACAAAAGGGUUUGCAUUUGAUCCAAUUAAUCACUUGUUCACUUGUAGACCUGGGGUGGUAUUAUCGAAAUUGUCUCAACUUUUCUUGUAAGUCAGCAAGAUAACAGCUCGCUAGCAUUCUCUUAAAUUGGUAUUCUGAAAAUUUUCUUAUCUCUGUAAGGACGUCCCGUAUUUUAUCUCUGACACACCCAAUAUUUCAUCAUCAACCAAUAAUUAAGCUUGUUACAUGCUUAGGUCAACCAAUAGAAGCGUCUCUUUUGAAAAAUAAUGAAGCACAUUGUUGAUAUGAGGCGUAAUUUCCUUGCGCCCCCGAUUCUUAUGCUUGUGCGCUUCUGUGCAAAAAAUACACAUGGCUCCUUUCAAAGACAUAUUUUCUCUGAAAAGAUUCAUCGUCUAGAACACCAAUUUUUUCAAUUUCUGAAAAGUCUACCAAUCCAUCGUUAUAAUGUCUUUGGAAUGUCUCCUUUUGUAAAACAUGACGUUCUUGCGGGAUGCAGCAAGAAAUAAUUAUUGAAGACGGACAAAUAUCACAUGCAACAAUAAGUUACGAUAGCACCCUACCUCUUGUAAAUUUUCUUGUAUUUUGCAAGAAAGUUAACAGAACGCAAAAGAUAAGAGAAUUUCAGAAUACCUUUUAUCUCGAUAUGUUAUCUUACGCAAAGGGAUAUUUAUGCGCCGUUUUUUAACUUUACGCAUAAUUCUAGCUCUGACAUCAUACGCACUCAGCGAAAGUUCCAAGUAAAUUUACAAGAAAAGAUACAAGAAUUUUCGGAAUACAGAUUUUAUUGUAACUCUAAAGAUACAAGAAUAUUUCUCUUAAGACAAUUCAAACUGCGGUCCAACUCAGAUCUAUACUUGUAAAUACAUCAUUAUCUUGUCAAAUCAGAGUACUCUGUGGAAGAGCCGGGGUGUAGUGGUUCUGACUCUCGCCUUGUAAACAGAGGGUCAUGUGUUCGAAUCCCACCGCGGUCUAGCGUCCUUUGGCAAGGCGUUAAUCUACACUUUACCACUCUUGACCCAGGUGCUAAAUGGGUACCCGGUAGGAUGCAAAAGAUAUUGUAUGUUUGAUUUUGCCAGCGCCAUAAUGAGGCUGCGAUGAAUGCAAGGAAUGCUCCCCAGGGAGUGGAAAUUUUGCCCUUUUCGUGCGGGAUUGAAAUGAAUCCAAUGACCGGGGUAAUAAUAUGCUGUAACGCGCUUUGAGCCAUUUUGGGAAAAGCGCUUUAUAAAAAUUGGCUAUUAUUAUAUUGGCUACUCUUCGUCGUUUCCAGAGGGAAGUUGUGCAAAUUUUAUAAAGAAGAAUUAUGACAUGGAUGGAUUUCCAUAGUUGAGAUUGAUUGGAUCAAUCAUAACUGUUUGAACGAAGGGGCUCUCGGCCGAAUGGCACUGGCUACUUCAGAAGAAUGCAGAGAUGGUGAAUCGUAAAUCUGAAGGAAAUCAAACUGCUUGUCAUGUAAAUAUCUUUUUAUUUUUAAUUCGCCAAAUUAUUAAAACUAAAACUAAAUCGUAAAUCAAUUUUGAUUGUUUCGUUUUAAUGUCGUGUGGCAGAUAUUGAAGUGUAAGUUUGUGAUUUUAAAAAAAAAGAUGAGAAGGAAGACAUCAUCAUUAGGCUUGAGUCACAUUUUUGUCACACUCUUGUUUGAAUGCUCCCCAGGGAGUGGAGAAGGUGUAUACAUUGUAUGCGGGCAUGCAAGGAUCCGAUGACCGAGGUAAUAAUAUAUCUGUAAAGUGCUUAGAGAUGUUGUUCCGAUGUAUUAAGCGCUAUAUAAAUGCAGAAUAUUAUUAUUUAUUUUGAAAAGCACUAUUUGGGUGGUUAGGGUUAACCAUGGGGGGGGGAUGGGGGCACACACUAUUAAAGCCUUCCCCACUAGUUGCUGAAAUUUUACAUGUCAAAUCUUUACAUCCAUUGUAAUGGACUGCCCUUUUUUAAGAAAAAUACUUAUAUUUUCAUUAAAAAAUUGGUAAAGGUAUUAACGGCUACAAAAAGCUCAAAAAAGUUUAUUCUGAUCAGCAAUGUGAAUACGAUAUAUAAUUACAUAUUUGCAGAUUUCAGCUGGAAAGUAGGGACAAAAUCUUGCCUUGGUAACUUUAGAGCCACAUAACAAGGUGUUUCAAAUUUGGAAUCAGAUGAUGUGCAAUACUCAAAAGAAUCAAAUCAUCUAGAAUGUUAAGAAUUCACAUUACAAAUUUGUCAUUAAUAAUGUGGGGCUGGCUAAAUCAUUCCAUUAAUCUUGAGGUAAUUAAGAGAGAAGGAAUGAAGUGAGAAAUAAAUUAUCGGGCCUCAUGAUUACACUCCUUUUCUCCAUUCAUAAAAAGAGGGUGCCAGUUUGUGAUGUUUCUGGUGUUCCGUUUACAUGUUGGAACUUUCACCUAUAUGCCAUCAAAAACUGGCAUGAAGUCUCGUCUAAGAUACAGUGAAUGAACAUACUAGGCCUACAGUUCAAUAUUUGGUAGCCCACAUAAAUCUGACUAGUUUCCUGACAAUUUUUAUGGCGUAAUUGGCUCAAAUUUUCUUAUUGUGUAUUAAAUGGGACACCAAAAAUGUCACAAAUUGGCUCCCUAAUUCGUAUAAUCACCAAUCCACCAACAAGUACACCACCCUUAGAGCCACUGCUACCUUGCAACUAGUCUAUGACCAUAUUUUGGAGCAAAUCACAUUUUGCAUCUUCACUGAGAAUAUUUUUUAUUUUACUUCAAGUUUGAAUCACUAUAAAAACACCGAUAUGGAAAGUUAGGAUAAUAUUGAUAUUGGCCCCGUCUUAAAAAGAGUUAUGAUUGAUCCAAUCAAUCUCAACUGUAUCCAUACCAUAUUUUUUCUACAGGAAAUUUGCACAAUCUCCUUAGUAAACAAAGAUAUU
This is a messenger RNA of Lytechinus pictus (painted urchin), 4865 nucleotides long. Its product is annotated as RNA 3'-terminal phosphate cyclase-like protein. The coding region runs from base 416 to 1420 and encodes 334 amino acids. Gene Ontology annotation, biological process: ribosome biogenesis; endonucleolytic cleavage of tricistronic rRNA transcript (SSU-rRNA, 5.8S rRNA, LSU-rRNA). Lineage: Eukaryota; Metazoa; Echinodermata; Echinoidea; Temnopleuroida; Toxopneustidae. Gene Ontology annotation, molecular function: RNA endonuclease activity. Gene Ontology annotation, cellular component: nucleolus. The record is from RefSeq and is a predicted model, not a curated record. The transcript has 10 exons.